Notodromas monacha is the source of this 691-nucleotide messenger RNA. Lineage: Eukaryota; Metazoa; Arthropoda; Ostracoda; Podocopida; Cyprididae. The record is from the annotation of a GenBank genome assembly.
CAUUUAUUUAUAUAUUUUUUUCAGGGCGGACGCGAAACAUGAAGGCGCUGAUUUGCCUCGCGUUUUUCUUCGUUGCUGUUCAUGGCGGCGCCAUCAGAUACGAGGAAACGAUUGAGCAAAAAUACCGCCCAGUGAUGGUGCCAGUGUCUUCCACGGUGAUUCCAUUGGAUGACUUGCCUGUCUACAAGAUUGGCUUUGGUUUCGGCUUCAAUCCAGAACAAUUUGAUAAGACUGUGUUGAAGAAGGGAACGGAGAAAAAGAAGCUGGAUUUGAUAACCGCUCAGAAUAAGAAAAAAGAUCAACAGAAAAAUAAGACAAAGAGUGAUCCCAAAUCGGCCUCUGUUGAAUUCGGAGUCAAAGUUUCGAAAAUCUCUGAAGCAGAUUUCAAAAAGUUCAACUGAGUGCUGAUGAGUAUUGCUGACAUUAAUUUUUAGGAGAAGUAUAGAGAUGAUAACUUCCUUACACCAGUUUGAUAAAGUUGACUUGAAAUGCUUCAGAAAAUUAUAUGCUGAUCUUAUAAAAUCUUCGUUUUGCAUGGAUAAAGCUCAUUUGUUAUUUUCCUCAACAUUUGUAUUGGCUUUUUUUCUUAUCAUGAGUACCGAGAAUGACUAUAAUCAUGAGCUGUGAUUGUGAGUCGGUCUGAUGAUCAUGUGCUGCGAUUUACAAUACAAUUCCUAACAUUUUUAGAAAA